Molecule: messenger RNA, 426 nt
Organism: Arachis duranensis
Lineage: Eukaryota; Viridiplantae; Streptophyta; Magnoliopsida; Fabales; Fabaceae
Product: leucine-rich repeat extensin-like protein 3
Exons: 1
Coding region: 1-426 (141 amino acids)
Source: RefSeq, a predicted model, not a curated record
AUGCAACCCCCCUCCACUGCCAACCUCCACCAACCAGCCACCACCACCACUGCGCUUACCACUUACAACCACCCAGACCACCCCGCGACACUCUCUCUCUCCCUUCUUCCCUUCUUCUCCUCCCUCUCACCCACCCCCUCCGCCAUUAUACCCUACCCGAGCCCUAACCACCGAACCACCUCCACAGCGCCGCCUCCCAACUCCGACCACCACCACAGCCCCAUCCCCUCGCCCCCUUCCUCUCCUUUCCCUCCUUCACCAUACACCAGCCCCACAAACAUAGCCCUCCACCACUGCCCCUUCCGAACCACCACCGUGCCACCGCCGUACAGCCACCAGCGCCACUACUCCCCUAUCUGUCUCAAAUUCUGGUCCUACAGACACCAGGUUCCGCCGUACACCGAUUUCUCUAUCAUUCGUAGUUAG